Hippocampus zosterae (dwarf seahorse) is the source of this 1305-nucleotide messenger RNA. It is a transcript of the gene chmp2a, whose product is annotated as charged multivesicular body protein 2A. Gene Ontology annotation, cellular component: ESCRT III complex; multivesicular body. The record is from RefSeq and is a predicted model, not a curated record. NCBI's taxonomy places the organism in Eukaryota, Metazoa, Chordata, Actinopteri, Syngnathiformes, Syngnathidae. The transcript is spliced from 6 exons. The coding region runs from base 172 to 834 and encodes 220 amino acids. Gene Ontology annotation, biological process: late endosome to vacuole transport; endosome transport via multivesicular body sorting pathway; protein transport.
CACUUGUGACGUCGUCGAUGGAAUCACUAACCGGAAGUAAAACAAAAGGCAACACGGAAGUGUGUGGAGGAAAACAAAACUCGUCGUUUGAGAAGAUCGUUUGUGAGGAAAUCUUAAUAAACGUCGUUUGUCGUUUGGAUUUUUGUGCUGGUUCGACCAGAGCGCAUCAAGAUGGACUUCCUUUUUGGGAAGAGAAAGACUCCGGAGGAGAUGCUGAGGCAGAACCAGAGGGCGCUCAACCGGGCCAUGAGGGAUCUUGACAGAGAGCGAACAAAACUGGAGCAGCAAGAGAAGAAGAUCAUCGCUGACAUCAAGAAAAUGGCCAAACAGGGACAAAUGGAUGCUGUCAAGAUCAUGGCCAAAGACUUGGUCCGCACCAGACGCUACGUGAAGAAGUUCAUCAUGAUGAGAGCCAAUAUUCAGGCCGUCAGUCUGAAGAUUCAGACACUCAAGUCCAACAACAGCAUGGCGCAAGCCAUGAAGGGCGUCACCAAAGCCAUGGCCACCAUGAACAGACAGCUCAAACUGCCUCAGAUUCAGAAGAUUAUGAUGGAAUUUGAGCGGCAGAGUGAGAUUAUGGACAUGAAGGAGGAGAUGAUGAACGACGCCAUCGAUGACGCCCUUGGGGACGAAGAUGACGAGGAUGAAAGUGACGCCAUUGUGUCCCAAGUCCUGGAUGAGCUGGGUCUAAAUCUUAGUGAUGAACUCUCCAAUCUCCCAGCGACUGGUGGAAGCUUGUCAGUGGCCGCUGGGAAAAAAGCGGAGCCUCAAGCCACCUUAGCCGAUGCGGACGCCGACCUGGAGGCACGGCUCAAUAACCUCCGCAAAGACUGAAUGCAAAACACAUGCUGACUUGACGUUUAGUUUCUUGGAAGCAACGUCUUGCCAUGACGGUGGUUGGCUUUUUCUUUCUGCGGUGUUUCAUUUGAUGUGGGUAUGUUAUAUCAAAAUACAAAUUAUCCUUGAUGGGGGGGACCUGAAAAGUCUCAUUUAUGACAAUGCCAAAAGACAAAUCCACUGACAGCGUGUCCAUGCUUACUUUUUACUUUUAAAUUAACACUAAUAACCCAAGUUAUAGCACAAUUUCUUUAGAUAUGUGAUCAGUGGACAUCAGUGCAGAGCUGUUGAAUCUAUUACCUAAACAUUUUGUUUUGUCCACAAAAAGGGUGGCUCAUUUUCAAAACUUAAAAAUAGACCCUUGGUGGGCUGAUAUCAACCCAAAACUUUAUAGUUUUUACACCAAGAGAUGGAAUGCAGUUCAUUUUUUGUUGUUGAAUAAUAAACUUUUUUCCACAUUUAACAAAA